CGAACUGGCCAGUGGCGCCCGUGUGGUUGUGGUUUGGGGGAGGAACUGGCCAGUUUGGGGAGGACCAAACCAGUUGAGACCACCUUGGACGGUGCUUGGCGCACGACACCGGCCGCGUCGGCCCAUGCGGCGAGUGGCAAUCCCGAGGGACGGAGGGGACCAUGUUUUGGAGGUGGAUGUGAACCUCGCUUUGUCUGAUGAGUCGGGUGCCACCGUUUGGGAUUCAGCUCUUUGUUUGGGCGAGAUGCUGAUCAAGCGCCAGAUCACUUGUGGCGAACGGGUCCUGGAACUUGGCUCUGGCACCGGGUAUUGUGGACUUGUGGCAGCUGCCUUGGGCCACAAAGUCACGCUCACUGAUAGACCUGUGAUGCUGCCUUUGCUGGAAUCCAACAUUGCCUCCAACAAAUUGGAGGAGCGGGCUGAUGUUCAAGAGCUUCAGUGGGGACAAGCGCCGGGCAUCGAGGGAAUCGAGACCGUGAUCAUGUCGGAUUGUGUCUACCUUCCGGAGCUUUCACCCCUCUUGCUGUCCACGCUGGAUGCCAUGGAAGGGCCCCUCACGGUGCUGUGGGCCAAUGAGGUGCGUGGCGUCGAAGAGGAGUUCCAGGAAAUGCUACUGCGCAGUGGCUGGUCACUGCAGCAGCUGGUCAUUCCUGAAGGCAACGACUACGCCUGUGAGGAGAUCCGAGUCUACGAGAUGCCGGGAAUACAAGCUCUACUCCGAAAGGACGUGAUUUCAUCGACGAGCCGGAUCUACUUCGGUCCUGGCGGCGAGGAAACCGCCUGUGUCAGGCCGGCGCCCAACAUCAAGGCUGCUGGGCUGCCGGGCUUGUUCGACGACCUCCCGGAGCUGGUGAGUGGACCUUCCUUGCCGGCGGUGGAGAAACCUGAGGACCUCCGCUGCGACUGCCUUUUCGCCGUCUUCGAUGGCCAUGGGGGCGCCGCGGCCGCGCGCGCCUGUGCGGAGCGGAUCCCCACGGAGAUCCGCGAGGAGUUGGAUGCCUCCGGCCGCGACUCGCCGGAGGCGCGGCGGAGCGCGGUGCAGGGCACCUACCUGGCACUGGAUCGACAUUUGCGCAUCAAGUUGGGCUUUGCCGCGCGGGAGUGUGGCACCACCUGCGUGUUCGCCUAUGCUUGGAAAGAUGAGGAGAAGCCGGGAAAGAUUGGGGUGCUUCUUGCCAACCUGGGCGACUCGCCCAAUUGGCCCAAUCCCUGCAGCGUGGGUUGCUAUGAGGUGGCGGGCGAGACGAAAGACCACACCCCCAGCGCACCGGAGGAGGAGAAGCGGAUCAAAGCGGCCGGCGGGAAGGUGGAAACUUUCCCUGGAAGCCGUGUCCCGGUGCUGCGGGUCGAUGGCUUUUUGGGCUGCUCAAGGGCGCUUGGGGAUUUCCGCUUCAAGGAGGAUGCUGCCCUGCUACCGGAGCAGCAAAAGGUCUCUGCUGUGCCGGAAGUUUACGAAUUCGAGUGCGAAAGCGGGGAUGCCAUUGUCCUGGCCUGUGACGGAGUCUUCGACGUGCUCAGCAGUAGCAAGGUGGCGAUGUGCUUUGGCUGACUCAGCGCUCAAUUUCAGCGUUGGAUUAUGGCAGCAGGACUUUGAGUCCUGUUUUGAGUUCUUCAAAGAUUGCACCUGCACAGACUAAUGUGACUUAUGUAGACUCCGAGAUCGAGGCCCACUUUGAUGAGUCGACGAAUGAACCUGUGACGGUGGUUGACUCGCAGCCGACGUGG
Messenger RNA from Durusdinium trenchii, 1725 nucleotides. Lineage: Eukaryota; Dinophyceae; Suessiales; Symbiodiniaceae. The record is from the annotation of a GenBank genome assembly.